Cylindrotheca closterium is the source of this 855-nucleotide messenger RNA. Lineage: Eukaryota; Bacillariophyta; Bacillariophyceae; Bacillariales; Bacillariaceae. The record is from the annotation of a GenBank genome assembly.
AUGAAAGUUUCUUUUGCUAUCACAACAAUGGCUUUGCUGUCGCAUGACGCUCUUGGUUUUUCCAUGAAAAAUGAGAGACACAACGUAGAAAGUUUGGAUACAGGACGACGAAAUCUGCUGACGGUCGUGCCAGCUGCUCUAGUGGCUUCUCAAAGCGCUGCCUUUUGGGGCGCUGAACCAGCCUUUGCGACUCCAGCUGCUGCGUUUGACGAUCUUCCCCCAGAUGCUGCCAAAUCUUACUACCAAUACCGCAUUCCUCUCCAACUCGCAGCGGAUUACUACAUUUUCGAGCUCCAAGAAAAGGUUGGCAAUCUGGACGAGUGGGGCAACAUUGGUCAGUUAUUCGCGUCCAAUAAUGCCCGUGGUGGACAAGGUCAACCUUCCAGAAUUGAGCGUGACUUUGUGAAUCCCAUGAGAAUUGUCUUGCUUAGUAUGCCACCAGAUGUUUCGGACGAAAUGAGAGAAGCCCAAUUCAAGUUUGAAGCUGCCAUGCAACAGAUUAGCAAGGCCACUGGUGGUUACCGAAAGGAUUUACCAGUAGAAGUUCCUCGUUCGAGUAUUGAUAAUGCCCUAAAAGGAUGGGAAGACGGUCGCCUUGCGUACAAUCAAUUCUUGGUUCUUCUGAAUGGAGUCACUGGACUUUCUGAAAUGAAACCGGUCCCUCCCGCUGGUCCCGACCAAAGAGACCAAUACGGAAGAAGUUACAGAAAGUACAAUGAAUUGGUCAAGAAGACCAAGCUCUGUCAAAAUCGUGGCGGUCCCGCACUCAGUCAAGCAUGGGGACAGCUGAUGGUGUCUGGUUACCUUCAAGACAGUUGCGGAAUCCCCGACCUGGAGAAUUAUUUCAAGCAAUAA